GAGCACUUACAACAUCCAGCAGCAGACUACUGGUCCAACAGAUUUGAAGUUUAUCUGGAGAGGACCCACUGCAAUGACACCUGCCUUCGUCUUCCUCCUCUUCUUCUCAUUGACAGCCAUUAAGCCGGGUGCGGCUGAUGAUGGAGAUGAAAGAGACACAUCUUUGGACACCUCUGAAAUCAUUGCAAAAGCCAAUGCUGACAUAAAAACGCCCUUGAUCUACGAUGACAUUGUGCCAAAUUUACACAGGAAUGCAGACCCCUGCACAGCCACAGGAUGCAAGUGGCCUAAAAUUGGACGCUACGUCCGAGUGCCCGUCUCUAUCUCCUCCAGCUACACCAGAGAAGAGCGCAACAUCAUCAUCAGAGGCCUACUGACCUUCCACAAGUCCACCUGCAUUCGCUUUGUCUGGAGGCGCCAGUGGCAUCGGAAUUACCUCUACUUCUUCUCUGGAACUGGGUGCUGGUCCAGCCUGGGCCGUCAGAGCCGAGGACAGGCUAUCUCCCUGAGGAAAAAUGGCUGUUUGUACAGAAACACAAUACAGCAUGAGGUCCUCCACGCUCUCGGUUUCCACCAUGAACAGGUCCGCUCUGACAGGGAUGACUACGUCUCUAUCCUUACCCAAAACAUUCAGCCAGGAAAGGAAUCAAACUUCCAGAAGGUGAUGACUAACAACUUGGGUACUACCUAUGACUUCAACUCUGUCAUGCAUUACAGCAAAUACGCCUUCUCCAAAAACCGUCAACCAACCAUCAUCGCCAGAGAUGACCCAGAUCUGACCUUCGGACACGCCACAGAGAUGAGCGCUAAUGACAUCGCCCGCAUCAACAUGCUUUACCAGUGCUGACACGAGUGACAGAAGGAGCAAGCCGGCUUUCAGAUAUUUUAACUCUCGGCACAUAAUGAUUACAUCCAAGGCCCGAUCUGUUGUAACUGCAAUAAUAUUACAGAGACUUCAAGUCCUGCCACAGUUAUGAGUUAGCUUCUCUUAGCAUUCAAUUCAUUCAGGUAACGAAUUGUUUUGAUAACAGAUGCAGUCCUGAAAAAAAAGACAGCAAUUUAGAGAUAAUGAAGGGAGUUUGUUAAAGGGAGAAAUGUUUGCUGUGAUGGAUCAUGCUGAAUUGUGAAAGCUGUUUUUCAUACAUUCAGUAAUGACUUGACUUGAUUUGUGUGCAGAAUUAGCCAGAGGAUUUGAUGAUCCAAGAACAAAACAUGUUUGUCAAGAACUUAAAACAAAAAUGUGUAAUUUGCCUGACAGUAAUAACUAAUAACAUUAUUAUGACAGCUUGGGCCAAAUGUCUUUUCUUUUCAUUUGGUUUUUCAAUUUUAGGGGGUCCCUUUUUUGAUUAAAUACUUGAUAUUUAACCACUGAUGAUUUAUACUUAAUGACUUUGAUUUCAUGUCUACUCUGAAGUGAGAAAUCAACAAAAAAUAGACCAAAAGGUGGCAGUAUACCACUAUCAUAUGAACAGGGAUUUACAGAAUAGUUUAGGUUAGGGGAUGUUCUCAGCUUGUCAGUGUAGAUAUUUCACAUCAGUUUUUAGUUUGGCUCAGGUGGAUAUACAAUAAAGCUUCAUCUUGCCACUAAAUUUGUACUCAUCUUUUGAACUUUUGUCUCUUUUUUGUGAAAUAUUGGAUCAUUUUAAAUCUUUGAGCCUUAAACGGUUAUCACAAGCCAAAAAGAUUAGGGAACUAUUGGUUUAAUCCCUGACUACGCACUAUACUGUAUUUUAUGAUC
Molecule: messenger RNA, 1738 nt
Organism: Lates calcarifer (barramundi perch)
Lineage: Eukaryota; Metazoa; Chordata; Actinopteri; Centropomidae
Product: high choriolytic enzyme 2
Exons: 10
Coding region: 74-847 (257 amino acids)
Biological process (GO): proteolysis
Molecular function (GO): metalloendopeptidase activity; zinc ion binding
Source: RefSeq, a predicted model, not a curated record